CAAUGAGUCUCAGGUGUCUGAGAGGGUGAAGAAGCUGUACAACCUGACACCACGAGAAAUACGCUCCCUGCCCAGCUAUGAUGACCAGAACUUCUACGUGGCGCCCACUGAGGGUGGCGAGUACAUCCUGAAGAUCAUGAACUCGGAGGACAGUAAGAACACCAGCUUAAUUGAGGUGCAGACGUACGCCAUGUCGUUCGUCCACCAGAAUGGACUUCCUACUCAAACGGCCGUUCCUACCACCUCAGGAGAGCCCAUGAGUCUGGAAGAAAUGGAUUGUGGAUACGGCUGUAAGAAGUACCUCAUCCGGCUGUUGACUUAUUUACCAGGGGUGACCAUCUCUAAGGUUCCUUUAACCCCUGAGUUGUUAUAUGAAGCUGGUAAAGUGGCAGCUAGAUUGGAUGAAAUCUUUCAAAAGAUGGAACACCCUAAUCUCAGCAUUCUACAAAGGGAGAAAUUUAUAUGGAGUCUGUCUAAUGUAGUCCUUUUGGAGGAAUACCUCUGGGCGUUGGAUGGAGAUCCUCUUCAGGAGAUUGUGAAGUCUGUCAUCCAUCAGUACGAGACCUUCGUAGAAUCCAAACGGCUCAACUUUCGCAAGUGCAUUAAUCACGGCGACUUCAAUGAACUCAAUGUACUCGUGCAGCCCGAUGAUAGAGGUGGCCACCAGAUUUCUGGCAUCCUUGACUUUUCAGACAUGAACUGUGGCUACUACGUCCAUGAAGUUGCCAUCACCAUAAUGUACAUGAUGAUAGAGCACCCUGAACCCGUUCAGGUGGGUCGACCCGUCCUCGCCGGCUUUGAAAGCGUCUUUCCCCUCAACGAGGACGAGAGAGAUUGCCUGUAUUUGCUGGUGCUGGCCCGCUUCUGCCAGUCUUUUGUUUUAGCUUGUUACUCUGUGACGAUGCACCCUGAAAAUGCAGAGUACCUGAUGAYUUCGUCCAGGAAAGGGGUCAAGAUUCUCCAACAACUCUGGGAGCUUGGAAAGCAGCAGGUGGAGAAGGUUUGGUUCAUGCGUUGUGAAUGACUUCCAGCUACUACCACACCAAAAGAAGCUCAUUGUCUCUAACACKGACUGUGUUGUAGCCAUGUUAUACGUUAGCUAAGGUUGWUUAGCAGUGGCAGCCAYCUUGAUUUACACACGAAACUUUCACCAAAUUCUGUUGAAUGGUUCCUGAGAUAUUUUGCUAACAGACAGACAGUGUUGAUUAUAAAAUUUAAUUUCUGUUUUAAACAAAAGCUGUGUCUCAYUAUAGGCGUUUCAGCCCACUUAGAUUAUGGCCCACGUAGGCCGCCAGUAUAGAAGAAGAAUAGAAAUAGCCUUUAUUGUCCCGCCGAGGGGAAAUUCAGGUGUCACAGCAGUAUCAGUACAGAGUUUCACACACUAGUUACUUUACAAACUAUAGAUAGUACACACAAAACAA
Messenger RNA from Austrofundulus limnaeus, 1421 nucleotides. RefSeq names its product hydroxylysine kinase, tandem duplicate 2 (gene hykk.2). Gene Ontology annotation, molecular function: amino acid kinase activity. Lineage: Eukaryota; Metazoa; Chordata; Actinopteri; Cyprinodontiformes; Rivulidae. The record is from RefSeq and is a predicted model, not a curated record.